UCGUUUCUUCAUCUUCCGCAAGCCUAUAUUUCAUUCCUUCUAGUCACUUGAAGAUGCCGCCCACUGUUGAAGAUAUCUGGCGAUCUGAUCGCCUCAUUUAUCGCUCCAUACGCGAAGAUGACCAAGAGUGGUGGUUCAAGAACAUCGACGGUGAUCCCAACAACAUAUGUCUCAGUACCCCCCUCAUCCUCGCUCCCCCAAGAAAGGCCAAGACGGAGGAUUUCAUGAAGCUCUGGACAACACCUGAUAGCUUGCUGGAUUGCAUUGUCUGCUUACGUCAGCCUAAGAACACUGGCAAGGGCGACGAUACUGAGGCGCCAGAAACCCGAAUUGGCUUUGUCCGGCUCGCCCACGGCGGAUAUGGGACUUCACCCCACAGUCGUGCAGGCAACUUUGGGAUCGUUCUCGCGGCGCCCUACCAAAACAAGGGAUACGGAACUGAAGCUACAAAUUGGAUUUUGGACUGGGCAUUCCGGCAUGGAAACAUGCACAGCGUCAACCUAGGCACAAUUGACUAUAACAAACGCGCCCAUAGGUGUUACGAGAAGUGUGGGUUCAAACUUGGAGGGCGGAGAAGACAGUGUUUCUGGCACGAUCGGAAAUAUUGGGACUUGUUAUUUUAUGACAUCUUGGAGGAGGAGUGGAAAGAGCUUCGGGGGUACCAAUGAAGGAGGAUAUUCCCACGAAACGGCAGAUGAUGAUUGAACAGGAAAUGAGCACCGCACGUGAUGUUGAUGGAAUACUCACGUGAACAGCCGUGAAAUAAGAAAUACAUAGACGUAUGUUCUCUAUUUCUUCAAUACCGACAAGCUCGACAGGCCCAAAGAUGUCUGAUCACACAGUUACCUUGUCCAAAAAUGCC
Messenger RNA from Cryphonectria parasitica EP155, 862 nucleotides. RefSeq names its product acyl-CoA N-acyltransferase. The record is from RefSeq and is a predicted model, not a curated record. Gene Ontology annotation, molecular function: acyltransferase activity, transferring groups other than amino-acyl groups. The coding region runs from base 54 to 668 and encodes 204 amino acids. The transcript has a single exon. NCBI's taxonomy places the organism in Eukaryota, Fungi, Ascomycota, Sordariomycetes, Diaporthales, Cryphonectriaceae.